Brachypodium distachyon (stiff brome) is the source of this 3194-nucleotide messenger RNA. Its product is annotated as RNA-binding protein 28. Bases 71 to 2950 code for a protein of 959 amino acids. Gene Ontology annotation, molecular function: RNA binding. The record is from RefSeq and is a predicted model, not a curated record. Lineage: Eukaryota; Viridiplantae; Streptophyta; Magnoliopsida; Poales; Poaceae. The transcript has 19 exons.
ACAUCGCAAGUUCGCAACCGUGGAGAACCAGUUUGGCAGCUCCUAGCCUCUCUCCCCUGCAACGCCGGCGAUGGGCAAGGGGAAACAGCGCGUCCGCGGCGGAGGCGGAGAAGCCGCCACGGAAGGCGACGCCGCCACCGGCGGCGGUUCCGGAGGGCACACACCGUCCACCGUCUUCGUCUCCAACCUGCCGUACACCUACAAGUCAUCCGAUCUCGAGACGGUGUUCAGCGAAGUCGGGCCGGUGAGGCGCUGCUUCAUGGUCGCGUCGAAAGGGUCCGAUACGAGUCGAGGAUUUGGGUUUGUACAAUUUGCAACUGUUCAAGAUGCUGAACGAGCUAUUCAGCAAAAGAAUGGUUAUACUGUUGCUGGUAGGAAAAUCAGAGUUAAGCUCGCAAUACAACGUGCUCCAUUGAAGGAACGUUUGCAAAAGAAAGAGAACGCAGUGCAAGCUGAAGAUUCCAAUCCAAAAGAUGAUGAAGAUGAUACUUCUACUCCUGUAAAACACAAAGAAACCUCUCAUAACACAGGUCCACCACAACCAUCGACCAAGGAUACCAAAGUAGUGAAGCAAGCUAGCAUUAAGGCUACUGAUAAAGUGAAAAGUUCUGAAAAUCAAAGGGUUGCAAAAACUGUCAUAUUCGGUGGUCUUCACGACUUUUCUACAGCUAGUGAAGUUUUCCGUCUAGCUGGGGAGAUUGGCACAGUAGUAUCUGUAAAUUAUCCCCUUCCUAAAGAGGAAAUGGAGCUCCAUGGGCUUGCACGAGAUGGGUGCACACCGGAUGCAGCAGCAGUGCUCUUUGCAAGUGUCAAAUCUGCUUGGGAUUCUGUUGUCCUCUUGCAUCGUAAGGAGGUCAAAGGAGCAAUUGUUUGGGCUCGUCAACUUGGCGGAGAGGGUUCAAAGAUCAGGAAAUGGAGAGUCAUAGUCAGGAACCUGCCAUUCAAGAUUACACUAAAGGAGAUCAUGGACGUGUUUAGUUCGGAAGGAUUUGUCUGGGAUGUGUCCAUUCCACAAAAGUCUGAUGAUGGGAAAUCGAAAGGUUUUGCCUUUGUGUCUUUUACACGCAAACAGGAUGCUGAAAAUGCUAUCAAAAAUGUUAACGGGAAAGUUAUCGCAAAGAGAACUGUGGCUGUUGAUUGGGCUGUUCCAAAAAAUGUAUAUGCUGUUGCUGCAAAGUCUGAUGCAAAGGAUGAUGAAUUGGCAGAUGUAUCUGACAAGGGCAGCGAUGAUGAAUCCUCUGAAGAUAAUCUUGUUGGAGGAGAUGAUAGCGAUGAUGGCUGUGAACUUGAUCAGGAGAUUUCCAAUCAUCUUGCUGAUGAUGAUUUCAAAAGCGAAGCAGAUAUUUCUAGAAAAGUUCUUGAAAAUUUGAUCAAGUCAUCGGAGAAGUCUGAACCAUCUGAUGUUGAGGGUUCUGAUAUUGAUACAGACACCGAAACAGAAAAUGACACCUCCGAAGAGAAGAAACUCCAUUCACCUGAAGCUGUCAAGUUGGGAGAAUCUAAACAUGUAACAGAGGCAGAAAGCACUGUUCUUUCUUCGAAACCUACGGCUGUCAAGGUGGCAGAAUCUAAACAUGUAACAGAGGCAGAAAGCACUGUUCCUGCUUUGAAACCCAAGAAAGAAGAUACUGGCCUGGAUAGGACAGUAUUCAUCAGCAACCUUCCGUUUGAUAUUAGCAAAGAGGAGGUAACAGAGCGGUUCUCAGUAUUCGGGAAGGUUCAAUCUUUCUUCCCUGUUCUGCAUAAACUCACAAAGAGACCUAUAGGGACUGGUUUUCUUAAGUUUUCUACAGCAGAGGCAGCUGAUGCAGCAGUUUCUGCUGCUAAUGUUGCUCCUGGAUUGGGAAUUUUUAUAAAAAGUAGGGCACUUAAUGUUAAGAAAGCGCUGGAUAAGGAGUCAGCUCACAAAAAGGAACAGGAGAAGGGAAAGAAUGAGAUUGAGGAUCGACGCAACCUGUACCUAUCUAAGGAAGGUGAAAUACUCCCUGGAACGCCAGCUGCAGAAGGUGUAUCUGAUGUUGACAUGAAUAAACGUAAUUGGUUAGCCAAAAGGAAAGCAGAAAUGCUUGUAUCUCCAAAAUUUCACGUCUCCCGAACAAGGCUUAUCAUUUACAAUUUGCCGAAGACUAUGUCAAUUAAUGAUGUAAAGAAGCUUUGCAGAGAAGCAGUAAUUUCUCGUGCUACCAAGCAGAAUCCUGUCAUCCGGAAGGUAAAUAUCCUGAAAAAUGAAAAGAAAGGUGCUGCACAGAAGCAUUCCCGUGGUGUAGCCUUUGUGGACUUUCAAGAGCAUGAGCAUGCUCUUGUAGCUCUUAGGGUUCUAAACAACAACCCUGGAACUUUUGGUGCAGAACGUCGUCCAAUUGUAGAAUUUGCACUCGAAGAUGUUGAAAAAAUGAGGCUCCAGAGGAUUCGAAUGGAGCGCAAUGAAAGGGCAAAAGAGGCUGCACAAGAUCAGCAAAGAACUCUGGGUGACCAGUCUGCAACUGAUGGCCCUCGUUCAAAUAACAGAAGGCCUUUCAAAAAAGGUAGCAAGCGAGAAUCACAUGAUGUACCAUCUAAGUUGUCUGACUCCGGCAAAGGGCCUUCAGAUGGCGUUUCAGUUCCUGGAGAUCGUGACGUUGUGGAAAGUUCGGUGGAACACAAAAGGCAGUCUCAAAGGCCUGCAAAACGAGCACGGCAGUCAAAUAAGGGAAGUGUUGUGUGGGAUGCAAAUCAAACAGAUGCAGCCCCUAAUGCUGCUGAGAGUCAGAGGCCUUCCACAAAGCCUGAGCAGGCAGAUGCACCGAGAAAACGGAGGAACAGAAACGAUGGCCAUGCGGAGCAAAAGAGAGGAAAGGCUACAAAAAGGGCAAGGAAAGAGCCAAGUGGGGAGGGAGGAGUGGAUAAAUCGCUGGUGGAGCAGUACCGUUCCAAGUUCUUGCAACAUGGCGUCAGCAAAACCGAAGGAUAGUUAAGUAUGAUCUCCAUGGACCGAGCACCAUGGCGAUUCAAACCAGGGCUUAAUGUUUCCCGAGAACCUCUACGCAAACCUUUCAUCUCCUUGGUCAUGCCAAAAUUUUGCUUCUGAGUAUUAUCAUUUCUUCUUCUCCCUCUUGGUGCCGAGCUUCACCCUGUACGACAACGACUGAUCUUCGUCAAGCUAUUGGUCUCACCAAGUUUCCUACUUAUAUAACAUCAUCCGUUAGCUUUCCACU